Meleagris gallopavo (turkey) is the source of this 1104-nucleotide messenger RNA. RefSeq names its product phosphodiesterase 2A (gene PDE2A). Gene Ontology annotation, molecular function: 3',5'-cyclic-nucleotide phosphodiesterase activity. Lineage: Eukaryota; Metazoa; Chordata; Aves; Galliformes; Phasianidae. The record is from RefSeq and is a predicted model, not a curated record. Gene Ontology annotation, biological process: signal transduction.
CUCUGACCCCACUCUUGCCCCAGGUUCUGCCUGAUGGUGAAGAAGGGCUACCGGGACCCCCCGUACCACAACUGGAUGCAUGCCUUCUCCGUCUCCCACUUCUGCUACCUGCUCUACAAGAACCUGGAGCUCUCCAACUACCUGGAGGACAUUGAGAUCUUCGCGCUCUUCAUCUCAUGCAUGUGCCAUGACCUGGACCACCGCGGCACCAACAACUCCUUCCAGGUGGCCUCGAAAUCAGUCCUGGCCGCGCUCUACAGCUCCGAGGGCUCUGUGAUGGAGCGGCACCACUUUGCCCAGGCCAUCGCCAUCCUCAACAGCCAGGGCUGCAACAUCUUCGACCACUUCUCCCGCAAGGACUACCAGCGCAUGCUGGACCUCAUGCGGGACAUCAUCCUGGCCACCGACCUGGCCCACCACCUACGCAUCUUCAAGGACCUCCAGAAGAUGGCAGAAGUUGGCUACGACCCCAAGAACAAGCAGCACCACAGCCUGCUGCUCUGCCUGCUGAUGACGUCCUGCGACCUCUCCGACCAAACCAAAGGAUGGAAAACCACCAGGAAAAUCGCAGAGCUGAUCUACAAGGAGUUCUUCUCCCAAGGAGACCUGGAGAAAGCCAUGGGCAACCGCCCGCUGGAGAUGAUGGACAGGGAGAAAGCCUACAUCCCUGAGCUGCAGAUCAGCUUCAUGGAGCACAUCGCCAUGCCCAUCUACAAGUUGCUGCAGGAUCUCUUCCCCAAAGCCUCAGAGCUCUACGAACGCGUCGCCAGCAACCGGGAGCAGUGGACCAAAGUGUCCCACAAAUUCACCAUCCGGGGGCUGCCCAGCAACAACUCCCUGGACUUUUUGGAUGAGGACUACGACCCACAAGCCCCAGACCCACAGAUGAACGGGUGCCUGGAUGCUGAGGGGCACCCGGAGUCUGGGGCAGAGUGAGGAUGGCAUUUAGGGGGGGGGACCGGGGUUGGGGACAGGAUGAGGAGACGAUGGGGUGCAAUCCAUGCCCUGGUGCCGCCCGUGGGACGCGGUCCCCUCCCUCUGUGUCGCCGGAUCCCCAGCCCGGUGGCACUUGGGGACAGCAGCGUCCCCAUAGGGGAUGGUUUU